Phragmites australis (common reed) is the source of this 2776-nucleotide messenger RNA. RefSeq lists its product as uncharacterized. NCBI's taxonomy places the organism in Eukaryota, Viridiplantae, Streptophyta, Magnoliopsida, Poales, Poaceae. Gene Ontology annotation, cellular component: membrane; Golgi apparatus. The record is from RefSeq and is a predicted model, not a curated record. Gene Ontology annotation, biological process: intracellular zinc ion homeostasis; transmembrane transport; zinc ion transport. Gene Ontology annotation, molecular function: zinc ion transmembrane transporter activity. The transcript has a single exon. Bases 91 to 2499 code for a protein of 802 amino acids.
AGUCAGUCCUCAGUCCACGCCUCGCAUCCGCGAGCCUACCGUCCCCAUCCCCCACCUCCCCCUCGUACCUCCGGCCCCGAUCCGCCGCCGAUGGCCGGCCGCCACGCGCCACACCUCCGUCUGGCCGUGCCGCCGCGCCUCUCCGCGCACCCCUCCUUCCGUUUCCCCUCCACGCCCCUCCCCACCCCAUCAAAAGCUCGUGGCCACCCAUCGUCCUCCGCUUCGUCCUCCCCGUACGCCGCCGCGCUCCUCCGCCUCCUCGCGCUGCACGCGCUCUUCCUCCUCGCGCCCGCUGCGCGCGCGCUCCCCUCCCUCCCCCACGCGCUCGCGCUGCCCCCGCUCCUUGCGCUCCUCUCCGCCGCCGUGCUCCUCCUCCUCCACUUCGCCGCCGCCGCCGCCUCCUCCUCCUCCAAGAACCACCAGCCCCACCACCCGUUCCCGGCGCUCCCCACCCUCCUCCGCCCGACUCUCCUCCUCGCGCUAUCCCUCCUCCUCCGGCUCGUCUCCCUCCGCAUCCUCCCCUCCCCGGGCCUCCUCGUCCUCGCGGAGUGCACGGGCGCCCUGCUCGCUCGCGCGCUCCGCCGGCCCUCCCGCCGCCGCGUCAUCUCCGUCGCCGUAGCCGCCUUAUCGCUGGUUUGCAUAUCCCCACCCCCCUCCGUGGUCCUCUCGAUCCCCUUCGCCUCCGGUUUCCUCUCCUCCGCGGAGCACUCGGCCACCGCGCGGCAUGCCACCCGCAGUCGUCGCGCCCGCGCGGCGGCAUUUGCACUGGCCGCUGCCUUCCUCUCCGUGCCGGCACUUGUGGGCCUCUUCUUUCUCGGUGGCAGCGAUGUCGGCAAUGGCUAUAGCGAUGGAGCAGUGCCGAUCGGCCGGCUCUGGUGGCUGCUCCUUAACGCUGCCGUCUUUGGCAUGGCCUUGGGGCGACGGCAGGAGCACGACGGUGGCAGUGGCAGGCCAAGCAUGGAUUUUGUGACGACGUUCUUAUGCACUCUUGUCCUCGAGCUAGUGUAUUACCCCAAGAUGUCUUUGCCGGGUUUCUUGGUAUGUGGGUUCCUCUUGUGGAUUGCUAGCAGGGAGCUGGCCCCUGCAGGGUUUGUGGAGCUUGGGAGCGCAGAUGUCUCAGAGUCAGUGUACGAGGCAAUCAUGGGGCCAGUCAGGCAUAUCAUGAGUGAGCGGAAGUCGAGGAAGAUUGCUGCAUUUCUGCUGAUCAAUACAGCUUACAUGUUUGUGGAAUUCAGCAGUGGGUUCAUGAGUGAUAGUCUUGGCCUGAUCUCCGAUGCUUGCCAUAUGUUGUUUGAUUGUGCUGCGUUGGCCAUUGGUCUCUAUGCGUCCUACAUCGCGAGGUUGCCUGCGAAUGGAUUGUACAACUACGGAAGGGGCAGGUUUGAGGUGCUGUCAGGGUAUGUUAAUGCAGUGUUCUUGGUUCUUGUUGGGGUACUGAUCGUGUUGGAGUCAUUUGAGAGGAUCCUUGAGCCUCGGGAAAUAUCAACAAGCAGCCUUUUGACAGUUUCAAUCGGUGGACUUGUUGUAAACAUCAUCGGAUUGGUUUUCUUUCAUGAGGAGCACCAUCAUGCUCAUGGUGGUAGCUGUUCUCACUCCCAUUCGCAUUCGCAUUCUCAUUCCCACUCGCAUUCUCAUUCACAUCAUCAUGGCCAUGAAGAUCACCAACAUCAUGAUCAUGAUCAUGGGCAUCAGGGUGCUAAUCAUAUGAAGGAAUGUUGUGAGCAUUAUGGAGCUGUGAAUAAGAGCCAUCAGAAUGAUCACCACAGCAAUAGUAACAAUGGGGAGAGUAUUCAUAACAACCUCAUGGAUAACACCUGCAAAGAGAAAUGUAGCCAUUGCCACGGCCAUGAGCAUCAUCACCAUGACCAUUUGGAGCAUUGCCAUCAGAGUGGAGAUCAUGCUCAUCAAAAUUGCAGCAGUAUUAGUAUUGAGCAACAGCUUCUUGAGAUUCCUCUCCAAAAUAUGCAUUCUCACCGCUCAGAAGGUCACUCUUCAAAAGCAGAAUUGAGUUCAUCAGAAACUGGAGACCAUAAGAAAUCAGGAAACCGGCAUCACAUUGACCACAAUAUGGAAGGAAUCUUCUUGCAUGUCCUAGCUGACACAAUGGGAAGCGUCGGUGUUGUAAUAUCGACCUUACUGAUAAAGUACAAGGGAUGGCUUAUAGCGGACCCCAUAUGCUCAGUAUUCAUUUCAGUAAUGAUCGUCUCUUCUGUUCUUCCAUUGUUAAGGAAUUCUGCUGAAAUUUUGUUGCAAAGAGUCCCGAGGAGUCAUGAGAAGGACUUGGCAGUAGCUUUGGAUGGUGUUAUGAAGAUCGAGGGUGUCCUUGCAGUCGAUAAUGUUCAUGUAUGGAACUUAACAAAUACUGAUAUCGUAGGCACUUUUCACUUACAUGUAUCCGCAGAAGCUGACAAGUCUUCCAUAAGAAAUAGAGCUUCACAAAUAUUUCAUGAAGCUGGGGUUCAGGAUCUGACUAUCCAGAUCGAGUGUAUUAAAAGAUAGCAACAAUUGUUGAUAGUGUGAUAGGAUUUGAUAGAGAGAACAUUUUUAUGGCACUCCACCCAGGAGCCAUCUGCUUCAAAUGUGUCACGGAAAGAAAUUUGAUCUUUUUAUUUUAAAAUACAAAUAUGCAUCUUGUCAUUUAGGAAUUGCAUAGGCUUGAAGUUGACCAAUUUUGAGUUCAAAUGAUGUUUGGUGAAAUGAGAAAUCAUAACCUCGUCCUAAUCUGUAAUUGUGCUGAGUUUUGGUGAAUCUUUCAACUGAUACUGGUCCUUCUGUA